Helianthus annuus (common sunflower) is the source of this 1374-nucleotide messenger RNA. RefSeq names its product OVARIAN TUMOR DOMAIN-containing deubiquitinating enzyme 12. The record is from RefSeq and is a predicted model, not a curated record. The coding region runs from base 241 to 1290 and encodes 349 amino acids. Gene Ontology annotation, molecular function: cysteine-type deubiquitinase activity. The transcript has 11 exons. Gene Ontology annotation, biological process: protein deubiquitination. NCBI's taxonomy places the organism in Eukaryota, Viridiplantae, Streptophyta, Magnoliopsida, Asterales, Asteraceae.
AAACGUUUCCUCUUCAUCUUCUUUCCUCCAUCGUUAUCUCCUCCCCGCGUCCAUUCCCCUUUCUCUCUCUACUUUCUCUCUCUAUACAUAUAUAUACAUACAUACAUACCCACAUACUUGUUCCAUAUCUUUUAUUGCUGAAUUGCAUUUAAAUUGAAGCUCAAUCAGAAACAAAAAAAAAAGGGAGAAUACUAUAUUGGUGGUAGAAAUUCUGAUCAUAUUUCAUUUUAGUGUGGGAAUAUGUGUGAAUCGAACUCGGAUGUUGUUAGAUGGGGUCUUCAUUACCUUGAUGUGGACCAUAUUUUUAGUUCUACGUAUUACGGUGAUAGCAAUCAACACGACGUAAACAUAUGUCAUGAACAAUACAAUGGAGGUAGUUAUCAAGAAACCGAACUUAACGAUGUAAGAAACGAUGAAAUGCUUGCUCACUCUCUUCAACAAGAACUAUUGGAUCUCUCGAUUUCGGAUGAAGAUGAGUUAUCCAAUGUAUCUAAUCCAGUUGAUCAUUUACAAAUAUCCAAUGAUACUCAAGAUUGGUAUGGCCGUCCCUCGUCAGAUAAUUAUUAUUAUGGUGAUGAAUCCAGAUUACAUGAAACAGACGAAAUGGGUCCAUCAAGUUCAUGCUCGAGCCCUGAAAACGUAUCUUAUGAUGGGGAUGACUAUUCGUAUAAUCUUGAAAUAACCGACGAAUCCGAUCUUGAUGGAGAAGUAUGCAAAAGAUUAAAUGAAAUCAUUCCUAUUCCUCAUAUCCCCAAAAUUAAUGGAGACAUACCGUCAGUUGAUGAAGCUACUUCUGAUCAUGAGAGGCUAUUGGAGAGGUUGCAAGUGUAUAACUUGAUUGAAUCCAAAGUUCAAGGCGACGGUAACUGUCAGUUUCGAGCUUUAUCUGACCAAUUUUACCGUUCACCAGAGCAUCAUAAAUUUGUGAGACGACAGGUGGUUAAUCAGCUGAAAUCACAUCCAGAAAUAUACGAAGGAUACGUCACCAUGGCGUACAAUGACUACCUAAAAGGGAUUUCCAAGAGUGGAGAGUGGGGAGAUCAUGUCACCUUGCAGGCAGCUGCAGAUUCUUAUGGUGUCAAAAUUUUUGUUCUAACCUCAUUUAAAGAUACUUGUUCAAUUGAGAUUCUUCCAAAAGUGCAGAAGUCAAAACGCGUUGUUUUCUUGAGCUUUUGGGCUGAGGUGCACUACAACUCUAUUUAUCCUGAAGGAGAAUUACCGCCGCCUGAAUACAGGAAAAAGAAACGAUGGUGGAAUUUUAAAAACCGGCAUCAAGCAUAUCUUGAUUGAAAAAAAAAAAUGUUGUUCUGUCUAUUAAGUUAAAAAUGUUUUACUUUUGAUUCUUAAAAUCUAUAGCAAAUAAAUUAUAAGUUA